Molecule: messenger RNA, 1532 nt
Organism: Lathyrus oleraceus (garden pea)
Lineage: Eukaryota; Viridiplantae; Streptophyta; Magnoliopsida; Fabales; Fabaceae
Product: protein FLX-like 1
Exons: 4
Coding region: 290-1273 (327 amino acids)
Source: RefSeq, a predicted model, not a curated record
UGGUGUAAGUGUUAUUUUAACCAAACCUGAGGGUCCAAACGUGUGAUGGUGGGUGUAAUUCUUUUAUUUAUUGAAGAGAGAGAGAGAAAAAGUGCUAGUAGCAACUCCUAAGAUAGAGACAUCUCCGAAUACUUGAGACCGAGUGCGGCAGUUUCCUCCAUCAACAACCAUUUUUCAUAUUCUCUACUUUCGCAUUCUUCAACCCAGCUUCUUAAUUUCCUUCACUAACAUUUUCAAAACCUAAAACCACAAUCUUACUUCUCUAUUCUCAACACUUUCAAUUCAAACCAUGUCAAAUAGAAACCGCGGCCACCCUCAUCCUCCUCCGCCACCUCACGCCGCCUUAUCUCCACCCAUACGUGAUCCAAUAUUUUCCAUGCGAGGCGGAGGAGGAGGCCAUCCUCCACAUCCAUCUCUUUUAGAAGAUUUCCGUGAAUCCCAAUUAGGGUUAGGCCACCGUCCUCCUCUUCACCUCCACCCCGCCGCCGUCAUCGAGGAACGUCUCGCCGUGCAGCAUGGUGAGAUUCAGGGUCUAUUAGGUGACAAUCAAAGAUUCGCUGCCACACACGUGGCCUUGAAACAGGAGCUGGAGGCUGCUCAGCAUGAGCUACAGAGGAUGGCGCAUUUUAAGGAUUCUCUUAGGGCUGAUACAGAGGUGAGGAUGAGGGAAAUGUAUGAGAGGGCGGGUCAGUUGGAAGCAGAGCUUCGUGGCGCUGAGGCGGCUAGGGCGGAGCUUCAACAGAUUCAUGGUGACGUUAAGGAGCUUACUGCUGUUAGACAGGAUUUGUCUGGACAGGUGCAGGCUAUGUCACAGGAUUUGGCGAAGAUGACUGCUGAUUUGAAACGGAUGCCGGCUUUGAGGGCUGAUGUUGAUGCUAUGAAACAAGAAUUGCAAUGUGCAAGAGCUGCCAUUGAGUAUGAGAAGAAAGGAUUCACGGAAAAUUAUGAACAUGGUCAAGUGAUGGAGAAGAAAUUAAUUGCCAUGGCUCGGGAGAUGGAGAAGCUUCGUGCCGAGAUUGCAAAUGCAGAGAAAAGAGCACGUGCUACUGUUGCUGUCGCUGCCGCUGGGAAUCCAGGUCCAGGGUAUAAUGCAAAUUAUGGAAAUUCUGAGACCGGAUAUGCCGGAAAUCCUGGAAAUCCUUACCCGUCCUAUUAUGGCAUGAACCAGGUACAGCCUGGUGUGGAGAAUUUUCAACAGUAUGCACCUGGACCUGGACCUGGACCUGCUGCUUGGGGUGCAUAUGACAUGCAGCGAGCUCAGGGACAUCGAUAGACUUGUAUCCUGUUAAGAAAUCUUAUAACUGGUUACCUGGACUGCCACUUUCUAGGUUGGCUCAAGGUUCUACUCAUGGGUAUCAUGGGAAAUUGUUUCUUGGAUGCUCCUCAAAAUUGUAGUUAUAUUAGAAGGCCUGUAUUGGCUUGAUCAUGCAGUAGAUGGUGUUUGUGGUGUCGAUGAAUUGGAUAUCUUGUUAUAUAGUAACAGCCUAUUUUUGAAGUGUGGCAUUUAUGCUAACCUUACACCUUUGUCUUUA